AGCUCUUCAACGUCAUCUCUGGGAGUAGGGACUUGCUAGAAGAAGUACAGCAGAUGAUAUUAAACUGUCACUUGCAAUGCCCCCUAAAAUGACACAGACCUACUGAGUUGGUUGUGAGUCACUCAGAAUGAAUCACCCUUCUAGCAGCUAUUCUUGCCAAUUAGGGGGCCUGUUUCUGAGCAGCCAACUCUGAAAUGAACUUAAAGAAUUUUGUUCUAUGAGAGAUAAUUGAUUUACAUUGUCCAAACAGGGAAGGGCCCCUGUGUGGGUAAUUACAGUGCAGGUGAAUAGGCUUUCAUCUUGGGGUAGAACUUUAUUGCUCUAGUAUGGGAGGAAUUGGUGGUUUAAUAGGUUAAACCAAGUUUGGAACCGUUAUUUGGCUGAGAAAGCAUAGAAGCAGCAAUCCAACUUGACAUUUACCCUGACUUCCAAGCCAAGAGAGAUCCAUGGUGUGGACUAGGCUCUUUCUUUUUCUUUUCUGUCCUCAAAGUUCCUGCCCUCCUGCAGUAGAUUCUUUCCCGUAUCAUCAUCAUGUCUUUUAAAACCGGCCUUUUAAAUAGGCCGGGUGCGGUGGCUCACACCUGUAAUCCAGCACUUUGGGAGGCUGAGAUGGGUGGAUCACGAGGUCAGGAGGUCGAGACCAUCCUGGCUAACACAGUGAAACCUCAUCUCUAUUAAAAAUACAAAAAAUUAGCCGGGUGUGGUGGUGGGCGCCUGUAGUCCCAGUUACUCGGGAGGCUAAGGCAGGAGAAUGACAUGAACCCAGGAGGCGGAGCUUGCAGUGAGCAGAGAUCACACCACUGCACUUCAGCCUGGGUGACAGAGUGAGACUCCGUCUCAAAAAAAAAAAAAAAAAACCUACUAAAUAACGGCGGGGUGGCUCACGCCUGUAAUCCUAGCACUUUGGGAGGCUGUGUCGGGCGGAUCACCUGAGGUCGGGAGUUCAAGACCAGCCUGACCAACGUGGAGAAACCGCGUCUCUACUAAAAAUAUAAAAUUAGCCAGGCAUGGUGGUGCGUGCCUGUAAUCCCAGCUACUCAGGAGGCUGAGGCUGGAGAAUUGCUUGAACCCAGGAGGUGGAGGUUGCAGAGAGCCACAAUUGUGCCAUUGCACUCCAGCCUGGGUCUCAAAAACAAACAAACAGAAAACCUACUAAAUAACAUAGAUGACAUCUGUUUACUCCUAAAACCAGCUUUCUACCCCUCCCUUCCCUGCUUUGCUGUUACGUGAUCUGUUGGGGAAAUAUUUUAUUUUACUUUAGGGUGAAUUUUGUUAUGAAAUUAUAGGGUAGAAUUAUAUAUUUAUCUGAAAAUAUCUGUUGAAAAAAAAGAAGAUAGCUCAAGAUGUGCUGCUUCUUGCCUUUCUCCUCCUAGAUGUUUAGACAGUAUAAAUUCAGAUGCUAAACGGUGUCCUUAUUUCCUCUAAUGGGCAUACCAGAAUUCUGGCUAUUCAGGUUCCUGGACGUGUGUUUUGCAUCUGUUACAUACAUAAGUGGUAACGUCCUUAUCUUGGCUAUUUGGGGGGACAAAGGAGCCCCACAUAUGCAGGCCUUACACUUCUCUUUUGCCUUGGGUGCCUUUUUGGCUCCACUGCUAGCUAAACUGGCUUUGGGUCCGACAGCGUCUGCUGAAAACCACACAGAGUCUGACUUCCAUCCCGCACUCAACCGAUCAUCUGACGCUGACUCAGAAGCUCUGUUUGGAGUACCUAAUGAUAAGAAUUUACUGUGGGCUUAUGCUGUUAUCGGUACUUACAUGUUCUUAGUUUCUGUCAUUUUUUUUUGUCUGUUUUUAAAGAAUAGCUCAAAGCAAGAAAAAGCAAGAGCAUCUGCUGAGACAUUUCGAAGAGCAAAAUAUCACAACGCCCUUCUUUGUCUCCUUUUUCUGUUCUUCUUUUUUUAUGUUGGAGCUGAGGUAACAUAUGGCUCUUACGUUUUCUCAUUUGCAACCACCCAUGCUGGCAUGAAAGAAAGUGAAGCCGCUGGGUUGAACUCCAUCUUCUGGGGGACAUUUGCAGCCUGCAGGGGCCUGGCAAUCUUUUUUGCUACCUGUUUACAGCCUGGAACCAUGAUUGUGUUGAGCAACAUUGGCAGCCUGACUUCAUCUUUAUUUCUGGUGCUUUUUGACAAGAACCCAAUUUGUCUCUGGAUAGCAACUUCAGUGUAUGGGGCUUCAAUGGCAACCACAUUUCCGAGUGGUGUUUCUUGGAUUGAGCAGUACACGACCAUCCAUGGGAAAUCUGCAGCAUUUUUUGUAAUUGGUGCUUCCCUGGGAGAAAUGGCUAUUCCUGCAGUCAUUGGAAUUCUUCAGGGAAAAUACCCUGAUUUGCCUGUAGUUCUGUAUACCUCUUUGGGAGCAUCAAUAGCUACUGGUAUUUUAUUUCCUGUGCUAUAUAAAUUAGCCACUUCACCUCUUGAUCGCCAGCGAAAAGAAGACAGAAAGAGUGAGGACCAGAAAGCUCUGCUCUCUAGCUCCGGGCUAAAUGAAUAUGAGGAAGAGAAUGAAGAGGAGGAUGCAGAAAAAUGGAAUGAAAUGGAUUUUGAAAUGAUUGAAACGAAUGAUACAAUGAGGCAUUCUAUAAUAGAGACAUCUAGAAGUAGUCUGACGGACCCCAUCGCUGAAGUCUAUAAUCAAUACCCAUCAAAUGCACUGGUGUUUGAGUCUUCUCCUUUUAAUACUGGCAGUGCCCAUGUGAAGCACUUGCCAGAAACCAGGACAAAAGGGACUGACAUUUAGAGAAGAUGGAUUACUCACUGACAUCUUUGAAUAACUGCCACUUCUAAGGACGCCAUUCAGAGCAGAGCAUUAGCAGAAUUUCACCAUGCUUUGGGGAUUAAAAUUUUUAGGUCCAUAUUAUAGCAAAUGCUAAACAUUUUUGAAAUGUUCUGUAAUUCCCAGAGUCUUCCAUAAAUAACCAAAUGGUCUCAUACACGUACAGUAGGAUCUUGUUAUAACGCUAGUAUUUGACAUGUGACUGAUUAGGAAAUAUUUUAUGGUCUCCACCCCUCAGAGCACCCAAAGAAGACAUUGUUUUUGAGAAGGGGGGUAUUCUCAUAGAAUGAGACCAUGUAGGAGUUGAAUUGAUUGGUUGAACAAAUUAUCAGGUAUCAAUAUUUUUCCAGGAAAGUUGAGGAGAAUAGUUUCAUAAAAGAGAAAUGGGCUGGGUGCAGUGGCUAAAGCCUGUCAUCCCAGCACUUUGGGAGGCCGAGACGGGCCGAUCACGAGGUCAGGAGAUUGAGACCAUCCUAGCUAACACAGUGAAACCCUGUCUCUACUAAAAAUACAAAAAAUUAGCCAGGCGUGGUGGCGGGCACCUGUAGUCCCAGCUACUUGGGAGGCUGAGGCAGGAGAAUGGCGUGAACCCGGGAGGUGGAGCUUGCAGUGAGCCGAGAUCAUGCCACACCGCACUCCAGCCUGGGCGACAGCUAGACUCCGUCUCAAAAAAGAAAUGGAGAGGUAUUUUUAUUAAUUGCUUUACCUUAUCUGUAGGGUUGGAUCAAAGAAUGCUAAUGACUCAUUUGAUUUCUAAUUUCAAUGAAGAGAACACAGAACAGGGCCCAAGGGGUCUGGCUUCAAGCCUUGACUUCUUCUAGCCCUGCACUCUGUCACUUAACGUAGGCCUUGUUUAUCUCGCCUCCUGAUCUGUGAUUCUAGAAAUGAAAAUGAGAUGAUUUCCAAAUUGGGAAUCCGUAAGUUUUAAAGUUUGUGCAAAAUGUCUGCUAGAAAUUAGUACAAGUGACAGCAUGUUCUUCAUUUCAAAUGAGAAGUGAAACCAAAAUGAUAAAUAGCUUUAAGAAUGUGCUAAUGAUAAAUGAUUACAUGUCAAUUUAAUGUACUUAAUGUUAAUACCUUAUUUGAAUAAUUACCUGAAUAUAUUUUUUAGUACUGCAUUUCAUUGAUUCUAAGUUGCACUUUUUGCCCCCAUACUGUUAACAUAUCUGAAAUCAGAAUGUGUCUUACAAUCAGUGAUCGUUUAACAUUGUGACAAAGUUUAAUGGACAGUUUUUUCCCAUAUGUAUAUAUAAAAUAAUGUGUUUUACAAUCAGUGGCUUAGAUUCAGUGAAAUACAGUAAUUCAUUCAAUUAUGAUAGUAUCUUUACAGACAUUUUAAAAAUAAGUUAUUUUUAUAUGCUAAUAUUCUAUGUUCAAAUGGAAUUUGGAGACACUAUGUUCUAAUUUUAAGAGCUGUUUCAGUGUUAUUAGAUUAGUAGUAGGGCUGUAGAUGGGGUCUUUCGAGGUCCUUUGCCUACCUCAGUAACAGAGGCUGGGUCUGAGCCUUGCUCAAGAUUAGCUCUUCACCAGGUCUGUGUGGUAAUCAUAUCGCAGUUACCGUAAGUCACGCUGCAAGUGUAAUUUACAGUGAGGCAUAGUCUUUUCCAGUGAUUGGAAUACUUGUGUCACCGAUCCAGGGUUUCUCUUUCCUGAGUCUGAAAUACCUGGGAAACCAGUUAGAAGGUGACUGGGUAGCCUAGGAGUCAAGGAUCAGAAAGGGUACUUCAUAUGUAUAUGGCAGAAUUGCUGCAGGUGAUCCUUUGAAAAAUGACAAGAAUUGAUGAAAUUUUGUUUACUUCCUCCAGUUUUAUGCUGAAUAACAUCUCCUUUCUACCUGAUUGGAGUAGGCUUGCUUUCUCUUACUUAAUUUCUAUAAAUUUGCCAUUGUUUUGUCUCAAGUAAAAUACAGUGUCUUUCUUGACCACUGCCCAUUCACCUUAUAUGCCUGCCACAGUCUUGGUUCAUGUAAUAACCUAACAGCUUUGGAGACGGCAGUGGAGAAGUUAAUGGUAAAAACCUUCUUGCUCUUUUUAUUUUUAUUUAUUUAUUAGGGGUGGGGGAUGGUGUCUUACUGUGUCACUCAGGCUGGAGUGCAAUGACGUGAUCUCAGCUCACUGCAACCUCUGCCUCCCUGGUUCAAGUGAUUCUUCUGCCUCGGCCUCCUGAGUAGCUGGGAUUACAGGCAUGCACCACCAUGCCCAGCUAAUUUUUGUGUUUUUAGUAGAGAGGGGGUUUCAUCAUGUUACCUAGGCUGAUCUCAAACUCCUGAUCUCAAGUGAUCCGCCCACCUCAGCCUCCCAAAGUGUUGAGAUUACAGGCAUGAGCCACCGUGCCUAGCCCUUUUGCUCUUUUUAUAGUGUAAAUUUCCCUCAGUUAGAACUUGGAAAUUACUUCUGCUUCACUUACUGCCUUUUCUCAGGUUGUUGGAAUCUAGGCAGUAGCAGUUACUUGGCAGCUAGGAGGCUUGCUGGAAUAGGAAUUCCACCUUCAGCAUUUACUGUUACAGGGUAGAAGAUGCAGCUCAGGGAGAGAAGGAUGAUGAUAAGAACAUGGCAGAAAAUCUCAAAAUCCACUCUGGAAAAUUCACUAUGUUUCCACACACCAACAUGUGAAUCGUCAUAUGAGAUCAUAGGGCAUUGUUAAAGUUCCAUAUUGGAAGGAAAAGACUUAGUACAAUUCUAAGAAUUAGCAUUCAUCCUGCUGAUCAGUUCUUAGCUAAGUGUCUGCUGAUAACCUAAGUAACCAAUAUACCCAAGUGUUCUAUUGCUGGGUCACACAGUACCACACAUUGAACACCUUAAAACAAUAGACAUUUGGUAAUGUCUGUACAGGCUGUACAGGGUGCUUCAGUACAGGACCUUACUCAUGUAGACUGAGGUACGUGUUUCUUGCUGACUGUCAGCUGGGCACCACUCAGCUUCGAGAGGCCUCCCACAGUUCUUGCCAUGUGGCCCUCUCACAGAUGCCUCUCACAACAUGGCAGUUUCUUCAAAGCAAGCAGGAGAAUCUCUAAAUGAGUCUUGUAUGACAUUACGUCAUUAUGGGAAUAACAUCCCAUCACCUUUGCCAUAUUCUAGCGUCUAGAAGCAAGGUAUGAGUUCCACCGAAACUCAAGGGUAGAGGCUAGAACAGGGAUGUGACUCAUUGCGGAUCACCUUAGAGCAUGCCUGCCACACUCGGGUACCUGCAGAAUAGAGAUUCUCAAAAGAGCUAAAAACUGAGCUAAGAGCAGGACAUGAUGGCUCACACCUGUAAUCCCAGCUACUCAGGAAGCUGGGGUGGAAGUAUCUCCUGAGGUCAGGAGUUUGAGACCAGCCUGGGCAAUAUAGUGAGACCUCUGUCUCUAAAAAUUUUAAAAAGAGACCCCUUCUCUAAAAAACAGAAAGGCUGGGCACGUUGGCUCAUGCCUAUAAUCCCAGCACUUUGGGAGGCCGAGGUGGGCGGAUCACAAGGUCAGGAGAUCAAGACCAUCCUGGCUAACAUGGUGAAACCCCAUCUCUACUAAAAAUACAAAAAAUUAGCCAGGCGGGCGUGGUGGCGGGUGCCUGUAGUCCCAGCUAUUCGGGAGGCUGAGGCAGGAGAAUGGCGUGAACCCAGGAGGCGGAGCUUGCAGUGAGCCGAGAUGGUGCCACUGCACUCCAGCCUGGGUGACAGAGCGAGACUGUCUCAAAAAAAAAAAAAAAAAAAACAUUCAACUAUGAGCUGGGGAAAAAAGCUGCAGCGGUCACUGAAAGUGCUUACAGGUACAGCUAGUAUGGGGAUGGAAUAUGCCCCAUUAGCCAGGCCAACAAAUCUCAUAUAGGAGAAUCUUUUUUAUGUUUGUUUGACAGUGGGUGAGUUAUCGCAGAGUUAUGCCUUUUUUUUCUCUCAUUAUUUUAUGUCCCUUAUCACUGUGCCUUUAACCUACUGAAAUGCAUUUGAGGCCGGGUGCCGUGGCUCACGCCAAGAUGGCGCCACUACACUCACUCCAGCCUGGGCAACAGAGGGAGACUCCAUCUCAAAAAAAAAAAAAAAAAAAAAAAAAGGAAAUACAGUUGAAUAUGAGGGAAAUAAGUAAAUUUCAGUUUGAGUUUAUUUGUAUUUUAUAAUAAAAUCCAGGGACAUUUUGAGAGUAUUUUUCAAUUACUCUGUUACUUUUAAAAGAAAAAUCUUUUGAAAAAUUACUUUUUAUUAUAAAAACAAGGCAUAAAAUUUUGGCACAAAAAUAUAAGGAACAAGUAUAAUCCAUAAUCCUAAGCACCUAGAAAAGUUCUUACAUUUCUCAAAUUUCCUAAGUAAAGGGUAAAAGGAAAAAAAAAUUCUCCAUCAGAUAAAGUAUCAGAAAUAACUUGAAUUUUGUGUCUAAAGUAUAUUGACAUUACAGUUGGUGAACUGGUUAUUAGUUUGAAGAAUUAUAGUUUAUUUUUUAAAAAAAACCUAAUUGGGAGAUGAUCAGUAGAUUCCUUGAGUAAUCAGGAUAGCUUUCUCAUGUCCAGAACUUUUGGCUGGGCGUGGUGGCUCACACCUGUAAUCACAGCACUUUGGGAGGCUGAGGUGGGUGGAUCACUUGAGGUCAGGAGUUUGAGACCAGCCUGGCCAACAUGGCAAACCCCAUCUCUACUAAAAAAAAAAAAAAAAAAAAGUACAAAUAGUUAGCUAGGUGUGGUGGCAGGCAUUUGUAAUCCCACUUCUGGGGAGGCUGAGGCACGAGAAUCACUUGAACUUGGGAGGCGGAGUUUACAGUGAGCUGAGAUCACGCUACUGCACUUCAGCCUGGGUUACAAAGUGAGACUCUGUCUAAAAAAUUUAAAAUAACCAGAACUUUUGAUUUAUCAUGGCAAUGUGUCACUCAGUCCCCAAUCCUGCUACUUAAAAGUUAUUUUUAUUUUUUAAGUGGCCUCAUCGCAGCUCACUGCAGCCCUGACCUCCCAGGCUCAAGCAAUCCUCCUACCUCAGCCUCCCAAGUAGCUGGGACUACAGGCUUGUGCAACCAUACCUGGCUAAUUUUUGUAUUUUUUGUAGAGACAGGGUUUUGCCAUGUUGGCCAGGCUGGUCUCAAACUCCUGACCUCAAGUGAUCCACCUGUCUAGGCCUCCCAAAGUGCUGGGAUUACAUGCGUGAGCCACCAUGCCCAGCCCACCUGUGAUAUUUUGAUACAUGCAUACAAUGUGUAGUGAUCAAAGCAGGGUAAUUAGGAUAUUAAUUAUCUCAAGUGUUAUAAUUUCUUUGUGUUAGGAAAAUUCCACAUCUUGUGCUAUAGCUGUUUUCAGUUAUAUACUGGAUUAUUGAACUAUAGUGACCGUACUAUGCUGUUGAACGCUAGAACUUCUUCCUUCUAACUGUAUUUUUUUUUUUUUUUUUUUUGAGAUGAAGUUUCACUCUUGUUGCCCAGGCUGCAGUGUAAUGGCGCGAUCUCUGCUCACUGCAACCUCUGUCUCCCAGGUUCAAGCCAUUCUCAUUCUUCAGCCACCCAAGUAGCUGGGAUUACAGGCAUGUGUCACCAUUCCUGGCUAAUUUUUGUAUUUUUAGUAGAGAUGGGGUUUUACCAUGUUGGUCAGGCUGGUCUCGAACUCCUGACCUCAAGUGAUCCACCCACCUUGACCUCUCAAAGUGCUGGGAUUACAGGUGUGAGCCACCGCACCCGAUCUCUAUCUAACUGUAUAUAUAUAUGUGUAUAUUUUUUAAGACGGAGUCUUGCUCUUGUCACCCAGGCUGGAGUGCAAUGGCACAAUUUCGGCUCACUGCAACCUCUGUCUCCUGGGUUCAAGCGAUUCUCCUGCCUCAGCCUCCCAAGUAGCUGGGAUUACAGGCAUCCACCACCAUGCCCAGCCAAUUUUUGUGUUUUUAGUAGAGACGGGGUUUCACCAUGUUGGCCAGGCUGGUCUCGAACUCCUGACCUCAGGUGAUCCACUUGCCUCGGGUCAGAGAAGAUAUUUUGAUCAGAAAUGGUUAUAUUUUGGUCAGAAAAGAUUAUAUUGUGGUCAGAAAAGAUUAUAUGUUUUUUGAGUUAGGAUAUCGCUCUGUUGCUCAGGCUGGAGUGCAGCGGCCUAAUCAUGGCUGACUGCAGUCUCAAGCUUUUAGGCUCAAGCAAUCCCCCGCCUCAGCCUUCUGAGCAACUAGGAUUACAGGUGUCACUAUGCUUACUAUUAUUAUUAUUAUUUUCUAUUGUAGAGAUGGGGUCUCACUGUGUUGACUAGGCUGGUUUUGAAUUCCUGGCCUCAGACGAUCCUCCCGUCUCAGCCUCCCAAACUGCUGGGAUUACAGGUAUGAGGUACUGUGUCCAGCCAGAAAAGAUUCUUGAUAUGAUUUUAAUUCUUGUAAAUUAGUUGAGAUUUGUUUUUUUGUUGUUGUUUAACAUGUGGUCUAUCCUGGAGAAUGUGCUGAUGAGAAGAAUGUUUAUUCUGUAGCUGUUGGGUGAAAUGUCCUGUAAAUGUCUGUUAGGCCCAGUUGGUCUAAAUCUAAUGUUUCUUUGUUGAUUUUCUGUCUAGAUGAUCUGUCCAGUGCUGAGACUGGAUUACUGAAGUCCCCAACUACUAUUGUAGUUGGAGUCUAUGUGCCCAUUUAUUUUUUUAAUUUUUUGAGACAGAGUCUCACUCUGUUACCCAGGCUGGAGUGCAGUGGCACAAUUACGGCUCACUGUAGUUUUGACCUCCUGAGCUCAAGUGAUUCUCUUGCUUCAGCCUUUUGAGUAGUUGGAACUACAGGUGUGUGUCACCAUGGCUAAUUUGUUAUUUCUUUAAUAGAGGUGGGGCCUCAGUAUGUUUCCCAGGCAGGUCUUGAACUGCACUCAAGUGAUCUUCCCACCUUGACCUCCCAAAGUGCUGAAAUUACAGGCAUGAGCCACUGUGCCUAGCCUAAUUUUUAAAUUAUUUCUAGAGACAAGGUCUCACUGUGUUGCGCAGGCUGGUCUCAAACUCCUGGGCUCAAGCAUUCCUCCCACUUUGGCCUCCCAAAGUGCUGGGAUUACAUGUGUGAGAGCCCCUUGAAAUAUAAGAAUAUUGGCUUUAUUUAUUUUGGUGCUCUGGUGUUUGGUGCAUAUAUAUUUACAGUUGUUUUAUCCUUUUGAAUUGAUCUCUAUCAUUAUAUAGUGAUUUUCUUUGUCUCUUUUUACAGUUUUGGAUAUAGUCUAUUUUAUCUAAGCAUAGCUAUUCUUGCCUGGUUUUGGUUUUGCUUUGUGUGGAAUAUCUUUUUCCAUACCUACACUUUCAGUCCAUAUGUGUGUUUAUGGGUGAAGUGAGUUUUUUGCAGGCAGCAUACAGUUGGGUAAUGGGGUUUUUUCUUUUUUUGUUUGUUUAUUUUAAUCCAUUCAGUCUUUCUAUAACUUUUUGGUGGGGAAUUUAAUCCGUUUACAUUCAAGGCUGUUAUUGACAGGUGAAGACUUGCUCUUGUCAUUUUGUGAACUGUUUUCUGAUUGCUUUGUAUAUCCUUUGUUUUUUCCUCUCUUAAUGUUUAUCAUUGUGAUUUUGUGAUUUUCUGUGGAGAUAAGUUUUCCUUAUCUUCCUCCUUUGUGUAUCUAUAACACUAGUACAUUUUAUGCUUUUGCAUGUUUUCAUGAUGGUAAUUAUCAUCUUUUUGCCUUCAGAUAUAUUAAGCAUUUCUUGUAAGGCUGGUCUAGUUGUGAUGAAUUCCAUCAGUUUUUGUCUGGGAUCUGUGUUUAUUUUAAUUAUGUCUUGUCUUAUUCUCUAUUUUCUGUGUUAUUUUUAAAAAUUAUUUCAGAGAAGAUUGGUUCUUACACUGUGACUAUCCUUUUCUGUUUAUUUAUUUCAUUUUAAUUUUUUUAGAGACAGGAUCUCCCUCUAUUGCCCAUCAUGGAGUGCAGUGGUGUGAUCAUAGCUCAUUGCAGCUUCGGACUCCUGGGCUCAAGCAAUCCACUCACCUCAGUCUCUUGAGUAGCUGGGACUACAGUUGCAUGCCACCUUACCUGGCUUUUUUUUUUUUUUUCAGAGACAGGGUCUCAUUUUGUUGCCCAGGCUAGUCUUAAAUUCCUGGCUUCAAGCAAUCCUUCCACCUCAGCUAGGAUUACAGGUAUAAGCCACGAUACCCCACUCUGUGACUAUUCUUAUAUAUUGCUUUUAUGUCUUUGUUUGCUUGGAUUUUUAAUUGCAGAAUGUGUUUAAUAGAUUCUGUAAAUUUAUUGCAGCUUGGUUUUGAUACAUUUGGUUAUGAGUUAGUUAACCAGUGGCCUGGAGGAAUGUUUUGAAGUUAGAUGACAUGAGUAGCAUAAGGGGCUGGCUUUUAGCUCAGAACAACUUUUUUUUUUUUUUUUUAAUAUGGAGUCUUGCUCUGUCACCCAGGCUGGAGUGCAAUGGCACGAUCUUGGCUCACUGCAACCUCCAGCUCCUGGGUUUAAGUGAUUCUCCUGCCCCAGCCUCCUGAGUAGCUGGGAUUACAGGUGUGCACCACCACGCCCAGCUAAUUUUUGUAUUUUUAGUAAAAAUGGGGUUUCACAAUGUUGGUCAGGCUGGUCUCGAACUGCUGACCUCAUGAUCCGCCCACCUCGGCCUCCCAAAGUGCUGCGAUUACAGGUGUGAGCCACUGUGCCUGGUCAGCUCAGAACAACUUGUUGAGAUUAUACGAUGCUUUUCCAGUAAAAAUUAUUUAAUUUUGAUAAAAUAUACUUAAUGGAAAAAUGUAUCUUUUAACAUUUUAAAUUGUACAGUUCAGUGGCAUUAAGUAUAUUCACAUUGUUUUACAACCAUCACUUGCACUCAUCCACAGAACGUUUUUUACCUUGCAAAACUGAAACUCUGUGCUGUUAAACAGUAGCUGCCAUUCUACGCCCCCAUCCCAGCCCUUGUCAACCACCAUUCUACUUUGUCUAUGAAUUUGACUGCUCAGAGUACUUCAUAUAAGUGGGAUCAUACAGUUUUUGUCCUUUCAUUACUAGCUUCUUUCACUUAACAUAAUGUCUUCAAGGAUCAUCCUUGUUGUAGCAUGUGUUAGAAUUUCUUUCCUUUUUAAGUCUAUGAUACACCAUUGUAUAUACAUACUACAUUUUGUUUAUUCAUCUGUCAGUGGACAUUUGUGUUGCUUCUACAUUUUGGCUAUUGUUAAUACACUGCUGUGAAUGUGGGUGUACAACUGUGUCUUUGAGAUCUUGUUUUCAGUUCUUUUGAGAUAUAUACCCAUAAGUGGAAUUGCUGGAUCUUACGGUAAUUCUGUUUUUAAUAUUUUGUUGUGUUUGUGUUUUUAGUCUUAGAUUUUUUUCUUAGAUUUUUUUCUUAAUCAAGUUUUUCCAGAAGAGAGUAGCUUUAGGAAGAGAAUAAACACAUACUUUUAAGGUAUUAUCUCAGACUUUAGGCACAUUAUGAUCGUAUCAGUAGCACCCAUGUACUGAAUAAGUGAACUCAAAGAAAGGUUAUGUCGGGCAACUACCUCAAAGUUUUGUUAUCUCUGCUUGCAAUUUUUGUUCAGUCAUUGCACAAGUGCUUGAGGGCUUACUGCGUGUGAGGCUCUGUAGACUAAGUAUUAAUGAACUUUCUUUUUUGUCCUUGCAGUAGCAGGUACAGCUUUGAUCUCAGUUUUCUGCCAAAUGAAUGGUUCUGUGUUUUGUGCUCAUUCGUUUACAGAGAUCCUUCUGAACCACCUUGGAACCAGAAGGUGUGUGGUCAGAGAACCGUAAAUGGGCUGCUCUCUGCCUCUCUCACAGCAGUUCUGCCCCUCCUUGGGACCACUCGUUUUCAGCAUUCCUGGCCCAUCUUCUAUAUAUCUCUGGUCCAGAUUCCAGAGGAAACCUGUUUGACUUGAGUAGAUGCCAUUGCCCUUAUUGGGCCUUGCCUCAGGAGUUCCUCUGUAUAUCUCUGGUCCAGAUUCCGGAGGAAACCUGUUUGACUUGAGUAGAUGCCAUUGCCCUUAUUGGGCCUUGCCUCAGGAGUUGCUGGUUAGCCUAUGAAGGGGUUCCCCUUGGGUUGAUGACAUUGCUCCCAUCCAGAAAGUGGCUACUUCUACCCUCCUACUCCCACCACUCUGCAUGCAGGAGCUGUUAUCAUCAAAAGGGAAUGUCCACUGUCUGCUCUGUACCAGAGAAGUGCUAGGCUUCAUAAAUAUUGGUAAUCGAUACCUGAAUGGGAUGAAAAUUGGCAGGUCCUGGGAUGGAUGGCCUGGUUCAUCUGCAUCAGAACUGGAAAAACAAAAUCACACCAAAUUGCAGACUUUUUUGGAAGAGCGUGUUAGACAAGGUUUGUGGAUUGUUUGAUUUUUACCAAGAAAGAAAGCUUUCUCCUAAGAGGGUAAGAUUUCUACUUUAGUGAGCUCUAAGAGGAGUCCCAGUUUGCAAGAGAUAUUAUUACAGUUCUCAUCUGUGCGGACCAGAAAGUUUUCCAAAUUCAUGCAUUUCAGUUAUCUAACAUAUUUACUGAGCAUUUACCAUGUUCAGUAACCAGGGCCCUGGGAAUAUAAUAGGAGAAGGCAGAAGAGAUCCUUGCCUUCACCAAGCUUAUGUUUUUCUAUUUUAAGUAAAAUUUGCCAUGACAAAAUUUCUAUCAGCAGAAGAGCCAGUAACUCUUAUUGUAAUAGGUUUUACCCAGUUUUAGAAAAGGAAAGUAGCUAAACUCUUGGUUCCUUAGUGUGUGUUUUUGUUUGUUCAUUUCUAGUGCUUGUCUAUGUCUUUGGGGUAAUUUUUGAUUUAGAGUUUUGUAGAAAUUACUCGGCACAGUGUAGUUGAGGUGAAUAUAGGCAAGAAGGCUUAGGAAGCCUACAACAAAGGAAUCUGACACCAACUUUUGAGAUUUAUUCAGUCCAGCCAAGAGAACAUAUUUAUGGUCAAACUAGAUCUUGGAUUACAGCUCCAAAGACGCUUGGGCUGACAGAGCAGGUUCUCAUUUCUCAGCUCUUUCCCUUAUCACUUGCAGUGAACUCUGCCCCCAGGAGCAGAGUAUCCAGUUCUGUGUUCAAGCACUCUAUGAAUCUUUACCCUUGUUGAAGAAAUACUCAGAGACAGAAGCAUUUAGAAAAGGAAAGGUUUACCUGCAAAGAGAGCAAGAGAAUGGCUUGCCAAAUAAAAAACAUAAGUAUUUGAAGGAAAAAAUUAAAAACUGCCAAGGUUUCUGAGUUUGCAUUAGACUGUUCAUGGUGAAAAACAGUAACUGCCUCAUGUAAUUAUUGUAUUCAUAAAGGUUAUGGCAAAUCUUCAGAUGUAGUACAGGAAAAACCAAGGAUAAAAUUUCUUAGGGAGUCCAGGUUUAUGGGAAACAUUCAAGUUUUAUUGUUUUUUAGAUCGUCAACAGUUAGAUGACCCUAUCAUUUUUGUUUUGUCUCAGGGUGCAAAGUCUUUCUUUUCUGAUGGUGAUUGAUAUAGAUUGGCUGUGUCCCCACCCAGAUCUCAUCUUGAAUUCCCAUGUGUUGUUGGAGGGACCUGGUGGGAGGUAACUAAAUCAUGGGGGCAGGUCUUUCCCGUGCUGUUCUUGUGACAGUGAGGAAGUCUCAUGAGAUCUGAUGGUUAUUAUAAGAGGGAGUUUUCCUGCACAAGCCCUCAUUUUGCCUGCUGCCAUCUAUAUAAGAUGUGAUUUGCUGCUCCUUGCCUUCUGCCAUGAUUGUGAAGCCUCCCCAGCCAUGUGGAACUGUAAGUCCAAUAAACCUCUUUUGUAAAUUA
Gorilla gorilla gorilla (western lowland gorilla) is the source of this 14340-nucleotide messenger RNA. It is a transcript of the gene SLC60A2, whose product is annotated as major facilitator superfamily domain containing 4B. The record is from RefSeq and is a predicted model, not a curated record. Gene Ontology annotation, biological process: transmembrane transport. The transcript is spliced from 2 exons. Gene Ontology annotation, molecular function: D-glucose transmembrane transporter activity. Bases 1425 to 2735 code for a protein of 436 amino acids. NCBI's taxonomy places the organism in Eukaryota, Metazoa, Chordata, Mammalia, Primates, Hominidae.